Molecule: messenger RNA, 344 nt
Organism: Episyrphus balteatus (marmalade hoverfly)
Lineage: Eukaryota; Metazoa; Arthropoda; Insecta; Diptera; Syrphidae
Product: larval cuticle protein 65Ag1-like
Exons: 2
Coding region: 1-309 (102 amino acids)
Cellular component (GO): chitin-based extracellular matrix
Molecular function (GO): structural constituent of chitin-based larval cuticle
Source: RefSeq, a predicted model, not a curated record
AUGAAAUUCGUCAUUGUUUUCGUUGCCCUUUUCGGUUUGGCUUUGGCUGCUGAAGAAGCUACCGUUGUCCGUUCAGACAGCAAUGUCGGUCCUGAAGGAUACCAAUUCGCUGUUGAAACCAGUGAUGGUAAAGCUCACUCCGAGGAAGGUCAAUUGAAGAACAUUGGAUCAGAAGAUGAAGCUAUUGUAGUCAAGGGUCAAUACAGCUAUGUCGGUGAUGAUGGUGUCACUUACUCUGUCAGCUACAUCGCCGAUGAGAACGGUUUCCAACCACAAGGUGCUCAUUUGCCAGUUGCCCCAGUUGUUUAAGUUUAUAAUAUCUAGUCAAGAAAUCCACCUACCUA